Molecule: messenger RNA, 1690 nt
Organism: Amaranthus tricolor (Joseph's coat)
Lineage: Eukaryota; Viridiplantae; Streptophyta; Magnoliopsida; Caryophyllales; Amaranthaceae
Product: tubulin beta chain-like
Exons: 3
Coding region: 158-1495 (445 amino acids)
Biological process (GO): mitotic cell cycle; microtubule cytoskeleton organization
Cellular component (GO): cytoplasm; microtubule
Molecular function (GO): GTP binding; GTPase activity; structural constituent of cytoskeleton
Source: RefSeq, a predicted model, not a curated record
AUUUAAACUAGCCGUUUCUCUCUAUCUCUCUCUCCUCCCUAUAUAACUUUCCUCUUCCUCCUUUACUUUUCCCCACUUUCAAAUCCCUAAUUCCUUCCCUUCCUCUCAAACCCUUUAUCUCUCUUUCCGCUUUCCAAAUCAACUAAAGUAAUUCAAAAUGCGUGAAAUCCUUCAUAUUCAAGGUGGUCAAUGUGGGAACCAAAUCGGGGCUAAAUUCUGGGAGGUUGUUUGUGCUGAACAUGGUGUUGAUGUCACUGGAAAAUACCAAGGUGAUACAGAUCUUCAGUUAGAAAGGAUUAAUGUUUAUUAUAAUGAAGCUGGAAGUGGUAGAUUUGUUCCUCGAGCUGUUCUUAUGGACCUUGAACCGGGUACCAUGGACAGUAUUCGGGCCGGCCCUUAUGGCCAGAUUUUUCGCCCGGAUAACUUUGUUUUUGGACAAUCUGGGGCAGGAAAUAAUUGGGCUAAAGGUCAUUAUACCGAAGGUGCUGAGUUGAUUGAUUCGGUUCUAGAUGUUGUUCGAAAAGAAGCUGAGAAUUGUGAUUGUAUGCAAGGGUUUCAAGUUUGUCAUUCAUUGGGAGGAGGAACAGGAUCUGGAAUGGGAACUUUGCUGAUUUCAAAGAUACGAGAGGAGUACCCAGAUCGAAUGAUGAUGACAUUUUCGGUUUUCCCUUCACCGAAGGUUUCAGAUACUGUGGUUGAGCCUUACAACGCUACAUUGUCUGUGCAUCAACUUGUUGAAAAUGCUGAUGAAUGUAUGGUUCUUGAUAAUGAAGCUUUGUAUGACAUUUGCUUCAGAACUUUGAAGCUUACUACUCCAAGCUUUGGCGAUUUGAACCAUUUGAUAUCAGCUACCAUGUCCGGAGUAACUUGCUGUUUGAGGUUCCCAGGUCAACUGAACUCUGACCUUAGAAAAUUGGCAGUCAAUCUCAUCCCAUUCCCUCGGCUUCAUUUCUUCAUGGUCGGUUUUGCGCCUCUAACUUCUCAUGGCUCUCAGCAAUACCGCUCCUUGACAGUCCCUGAGCUAACUCAGCAAAUGUGGGAUGCCAAGAACAUGAUGUGUGCAGCUGACCCUCGACAUGGCCGUUACUUGACAGCCUCUGCAAUCUAUAGAGGAAAGAUGAGCACAAAGGAAGUCGAUGAGCAGAUGCUGAAUGUGCAGAAUAAGAACUCAUCUUACUUUGUUGAGUGGAUUCCCAACAAUGUGAAAUCCACAGUUUGUGAUAUCCCUCCAGUUGGUUUGAAGAUGUCUUCCACCUUUAUUGGUAACUCAACAUCCAUUCAAGAGAUGUUUAGGAGAGUAAGUGAGCAGUUUACUGCCAUGUUUAGGAGGAAGGCUUUCUUGCAUUGGUAUACUGGGGAAGGAAUGGAUGAGAUGGAGUUCACAGAGGCCGAGAGCAACAUGAAUGAUUUGGUUGCAGAGUAUCAGCAGUAUCAGGAUGCAACAGCUGACGAAGAAGACGAAUAUGAAGAGGAUGAAGAUCAGCAGUAUGAAUGAUAUUAGCUUUUGCUCAAGAACCAAAAUUUAUCAACUUAAAAAUGUUAGAACUUUGCUUAGCAUUGGUUUGUAAGUGUAAACUCAACUUCCGGUUGUAGGAAACUUGAUUUCGGUAAGCUGUAUUGAUACACCCCACAACAAUUGUGAUUUCUUGGGGAUUUGCAGUAAUGGUUCUAUCUUUUGUUAUAUUUCUCA